CAUCAUGUGAUCUACAGCUGGGGUAUGAAAGGAGGCUUUUUAUAUGAGCUGUAAGCAGUUCUCAGAGGUUUGCAUGCGCUGGAAGGAUAAACCGUCUCCUCCACAGCUCGGUUUGAUCAUGGCAUAAUCAUCUGACUUCUCUCCUAAUCUUCAUCACUACAAGUGAAGAGGAGCUGAAGAGACUACAGUGCUGGGCUCUUUGUCAUGGAUCAUCACAGUCAAUCCAACCACGUCUCUAGUUUCCAGUGGCUUUCUUUCGCCUACCAGGGCCUGACAGAAAUCCCUUAUGAAACUAUCCUCGCACAGACAGACACUCUGGAGGUGCUGGACCUGAGUUACAAUCUGCUGGAUGAUCUGUAUUGGAACCCGGCUCUGCUGAGUCAGCUGGAAAAGCUCAGCACUCUGAUUCUGGACUGUAACAACUACACGUCUCACGUGAAGUUCCCCUACAUGCCCAGCGUGACCACCGUGUGCAUCAACAAGAACAAGAUCAACAAUCUGCCUGUUUUUGUGGAAGAAAUCCGACGAAAGUUCCCGAGUAUCAAGAUCCUCAGUAUGAUGAACAAUGACGCAGCACCGAGCUAUUUCAACGGGGGUAGUCUGACCCAGUACAAAGACUAUAGACAGUACGUCAUCAGUCAGAUCCCAGGUCUGGAGAUCCUGGAUGACACAGAGGUCCCGGAGAAGGAACGAGUCCAGGCUAGAAAGACCUACAGGCUGCAUCAGAGCAGCCACAGCAGCAGGAAGAGGAAAGAGGAUUCAUCCAGGAAACACACACUCAUGGCGAAAAAGUCAAAUACUGUCAUCAGACAAUAGAGUAAACGAGCCUUUUCAUCAUUUCCCUUCAGUAUAAUAAUGUCAACAUCAUACACAACGUCUGUUUCUGUAGCUGCUUUUUCUAACGUGUAUUUGAAGCUGCACUUUACUCAUCAUAUUCAAAUCCAAACACCAUGUUUUACACAGCUGUGCUAUCAAAUAAAAAUGGAAAUAUUCUUCA
Seriola aureovittata is the source of this 997-nucleotide messenger RNA. RefSeq names its product leucine-rich repeat-containing protein 72. The record is from RefSeq and is a predicted model, not a curated record. Bases 205 to 816 code for a protein of 203 amino acids. NCBI's taxonomy places the organism in Eukaryota, Metazoa, Chordata, Actinopteri, Carangiformes, Carangidae. The transcript has 5 exons. Gene Ontology annotation, molecular function: protein binding.